Astyanax mexicanus (Mexican tetra) is the source of this 7006-nucleotide messenger RNA. RefSeq names its product BRCA1 DNA repair associated. The transcript is spliced from 21 exons. The record is from RefSeq and is a predicted model, not a curated record. Gene Ontology annotation, cellular component: plasma membrane; nucleus; BRCA1-A complex. The coding region runs from base 168 to 4979 and encodes 1603 amino acids. Gene Ontology annotation, molecular function: zinc ion binding; ubiquitin-protein transferase activity; DNA binding. Gene Ontology annotation, biological process: double-strand break repair via homologous recombination; positive regulation of transcription by RNA polymerase II; negative regulation of fatty acid biosynthetic process. Lineage: Eukaryota; Metazoa; Chordata; Actinopteri; Characiformes; Acestrorhamphidae.
CAGUCACGUGACAGAAAGAGUCGCGGGAAAAGCUGAAGUGUUGUUUUUUUCCUUUAUAGAGUUUCAGAAGAUUUCACUUCUCUAUACUGAAUAAAGUUCGUUAAUUAAAGAGUAAUAAUCAGGAUUAAACCUGGCUCUGGACUUUAUAACUCGUUAUUUCAGCAGAAAUGACCGCUCCCAAAGCCGAGGACAUCAAGCGGGGAAUUGCUGUGAUAUGGGAGAAUUUGCAGUGUCCAAUAUGUUUGGACUUGAUGAAUGCACCAGUAUCGACUAGGUGUGAUCACCAGUUCUGCAAGUUCUGCCUGAUGAAACUGCUGGAAAGGAGUAAAAAGAAAGAGACGAGCUGCCCUGUGUGCAAGAUGAAUGUCACUAAAAGGAGUCUGAAAGAAAGUCCAGGGUUCCAGAGGCUGGUGGAAGGACUGCAGAAUUUAGUCCAGUCUUAUGAAUUUGACACCUGUACAAGCUAUUUUACAGGAAUACCACAGAGCAGGAAAGAAACCAGUGUGGAAACAGAGUCCAGAGAUCAGCAGUGCAGUGAGGAAAAUGGCUCCUCAGGGAACGAUGUGACAGAUAAGUCAGCAUCUCAUUUCUCCUCGGCUGCAGUGAAGGAUGCAUUUGCAGAACUCAUGGGUCUUGUGGAUUCCUGUACAGUUAAUUCAGAGCAGGACUGUUUUGACAGUGGUCUUGGCGGUCCUGUUAAUAAAGCAGAUGAGCUUCAAGAUGUUCCUUCAAGAAUAGAAGACCGACAGAGUAAUUCACCCAUACCUGAUAGCAGCGGUUCUGAUGGUAAGACUGACCUACACAAGAGACGGUCAAGCAGAAGACCAAAAAGAGUAGGCUUGGAGCCAGACAGAAUUGCAGACAAAAGACAAAAGAAAAGUGUGGAAAAAGUAGCAGAGUGGUUGCUAAAGAUUUCACCUUCAUCAGACACACAAACCAGAUACAGGAGUAGAGAUCCCUCAGUUCCCGCUGAUAGUGAUUCUGAGAAGGAGAGUGUGUGUUCAUCCUCCCCUACAGAGGCUUAUCCGAAAGAUGGCGAUGAGGAUGACGUCAAUCCACCAAAGGAGGUGCGUGGACGUUGUCUAGAGGAAAAGGUUUUUGGGGCUGUCUAUAAACGUGAACGUAAAGGUGGUAAAACCAAAGUAAACAGACCUGUCUCUCCUGAAAAAGAGACCGUGGCCAACCCUGUUCCCUUUAAUUUGGUGCAAGAGGAAGAAAUGAUGACACGACAUGGCCUUAAGAGAAAGAGGAGCUGUAGGCUGACUCCGGCAGAUUUCAUUAAGAAAUCAUCUUCUGACGGUAGAGAAGCAGAAGUUAAAGAGCCCGUGGACUCUGUUACUCAUAAUGCUGUGGAAGAAAACAAGCAAGUUGAAUUAAAUACUGAGGAACAAAUAGAAAUUUUGGGAGAGUGUGACAAGAUAGCAGAGCUCUCUGCAGAUGCAAAAUGUGACAAUACAGUUAAAAACAUGGAAGAAAGUCCUGCGAUUGAAGUACCUUUGAAGAGAUCAGGGAGAAGAUCAAAGUCAAAAAUGCAGGAUAUAUGGCAAAAUGUGGAUCUUGACUUAAAAGAAAAAGAAAACAUUUGUGACAAUAGAACAAGUCGCAAGAGGCGGAGCAAUAGGAGCAGCUGUGAGCUGACAAAAGAUGGCCACUUGGAUGAAAGCAAGAAUGCAAAGUGUACAAAAUCCCUUACCCUUGUGGAUGCGGCUGCUAAUAAUGUUGAUGUAAUGGAGCAGUUGAAAAAUAAACCAAAAAUAGUGGAAGCAGAAAUUAAUAUUGAGAGUUACCCAAGCAGUGCAGAUCCACGAUCUCCUGAUGCUAGAAAAACAAGAAGAAGUUUAAGGCUUCAGGCCUUCACUACAGAAAUUCAGGGAACUCUGAAACAGAGACGAACUACAAAACCUUCCAGUGGACCUGAAACUCAUCCGUUAGAUAAUCCAUCACACUUUAAUUGUUUGGACCAACCUAAUGUGGAUAAAGUGAAUGCAAAUGAAGAAAAUGUUGAUGCUGAUCAGGGUAUUGGAAGUACUCAACAGUCUCGCAGUGGAAAAACUGACCUGCUGAUCAUGAAAAAUGGAUGUGUAUUCAACAGCAGCUUAGGAACAAUUGAGGCAGUGCGGACUAAUGAGGAAACAGCUAUUUCUCCAUGUGUUUCAGAGGGACAAGGCCCUGAACAAAAUUCUGUCCUGUCCAUUAUUCCAGACACAGUGGCUCAAGAUGGACCAAGCCUUCCUUGUUCUUCUGUGGCUGCCAGCUCUGCAUUUCCAUUACAGGCUGUCACACUAGACUCAUCCUUACCAGAGAAAAGCCAGACGUCUCCAUCCGCAGGGUUCGUCGCCCCGUCUGUUGUACAGACAUUGAGAGAUGCUCAUUGUGAGCGUGGAGGCAUAGAAGUGGAAGGUGAGACCAAUGAUAGUGAACUUGAUACAGAGCUUCUAAUGAAGUCCUUCAAAGCUUCCAAAAGAAAAUCUUUCCACCUGGGCAGCCCCAAGCCUUCACCUAAAACAGUCCAGGAGAGGCUUCUAACCAGGACUGACGAGGAACAGAAGCUGCAAUAUCAGAUACCAACCACUUGUAAAGACGAUGAACUAACAUCAGAUCUUGCAACCAUUUGCCAUAAUGACUUGCCUCCAUCUUCAAAUGCUUCUAAGCUUCCGUUAUGUGAGGAAUCGUCUCAAAGGUCUCAGAGCAGUUUUGGUAAUGCAGCUGUUGCAAGUCUUAUCCAAGCAAAUGCAUCUGUUGCCACAGGAGAUCAAAAGGAAGCUUUUCUGAAGAACUCCGGCAACAGCACAUGUUCAGGCCUAAGUCCCAACAGAGUUGCAAGAUCUUCUCAAGAUUCCAAGCUUCCUACAAAUUCUGACUCUGCAGCAUCCUACCAGGGGUUCUUUCCUAAAGUUACUUCAGAGGAGUCAUCAAUCUGCAGCAGCAGCGAAGUCCAAAAGAAUGAGCUCCAGAAAUCUCCAAAAUUAGGUACUUGUCAACCAAGGAUUGCCGAGAUGUCAAACAAAGUCGAGGGCAGCGAUGUGCAGACAAAACAUUCUUCAGACUCAAACAAAAGCCCAAACAUCGCAGCAGCAGGUUCACCAAAUCUUGGAGCUCACAGUAAUCAAUUUGAAUCCUCAAUCACCCCAGAUGGACUCAUACCAAAAGGUCCUGUUCCUUAUGAAUGUCAAGUCACAGAACCUGCAUCUAAUCACAGUUUGAAUGAGGAAAAUGAUGCAGGGUCUCAGCCGUGCGUGCCGAGAAAGAGGAGGGCUCAGAGGCUCAAGUCCUCAGAGUCUGAGCUCAGUGUUGAAGAUGAUUCUCUUCCAACACUGGCUCAUAUAUUCAAAUCUCACCGUUUACCCUCACACUCUGGGCAGGAACCAAAUCAGACCUCUGAGAUUUCUGAGUUAGAUAACCAAGAACCAGAUCCAGGCUAUCAAUCUCCAGCUGACCAAGAACCAGAUCCAGGCUAUCAAUCUCCAGCUGACCAAGAACCAGAUCCAGGCUAUCAAUCUCCAGCUGACCAAGAACCAGAUCCAGGCUAUCAAUCUCCAGCUGACCAAGAACCAGAUCCAGGCUUUCAAUCUCCAGCUGACCAGGCUAACAAAUCAAAUGAAGCAACACCAGAGGCACAGUCUCAGAAUCAGGAAUGUCCUGAAAAUGCAAAUGCUACAGCAGACGAUUACCAUCUACCUCAACCUUCCUGCAGAGAGGAAUGGGUUACAUCGAGCCAAGGAUCUGUGGAUCUCUUCGGGACGCCAGAAGAAAGUGAAGCCGUUGGUAUUUGUGGAAAUGUUGCAGUUUCCAGGGAUUCCUCUCAGUACUCGAGUGAGAUUAUCACCACACAGCAGAAAGAGGAGAUGCAGCAGGAGCUGUGUAGGCUGGAGAGGAUGAUGGCUCUGGUGUCUGAGGCUCUCCAGAAGAAGGAGAAGGACACAAGCGCCAAAACCCAGAACAAGGCUCUCAACCCUACUCACUCUGAACUACAGUCAGCUGCUGACCCUGACCAGGCUGAGCCGUGCAGCCCUGCACUCCCUGCAGACAGGCAGAGCGGCCUUGAUUCUGACGGAGAUCACAGUGGGGUGUCCCCUGGCCCUGCAGCUCCAGACGGCCUGUGUGCUCCCGAGUCCCAACCUCUGUUGACGACAGACCAGGCAAAGACAGGGCGGCGGGUCAGCAGGAGCCGUCAGAAAUCUCAGGGCAGGGGGAGGAAGUCUUCACAGAAGGCAGAAGCUGGGUUAUCUCUCAGAAAUCACAACACCACCUCGGAGGGUUCGGUUACGGAGCUGACUAAGGGAAACGAGGCAAAAGAAGCCCAGAAACAAACCCGUGGAGCGGACAUGCGCAGACUGGGGUCCAGCAGCACAGCAGGGAAGAUGGAGCUGGUGGCUUCUGGGCUCAGUGCCAGCGAAUUGAUGUUGGUGAAGAAAUUUGCCAGGAAAAUGCACGGCCAUCUAAGUAAAGAGAUGACCCCCGGUACUACCCAUGUCAUCAUUAAGACAGAUGAGGACCUCGUGUGUGAGCGCACCUUAAAGUACUUUCAGGGGAUCGCCGGCAGGAAGUGGGUGGUGAGCUUCCUGUGGAUCUCGGAGUGCUUUAAUCAAGGCCAAGUUCUAGACGAGGCUCAGUUUGAAGUUCGUGGAGAUGUUGUUAAUGGACACAACCACAACGGGCCCUUAAAAAGCCGGACCACCUCUGAUGGGUUGCUGAUGAAAGGAUACGAGAUCUGCUUCCAGGGAUCCUUCACAGCGAUGACUACAGAUCAGAUGGAGGCUAUGGUGGAGAUGUGUGGCGCUACUGUUGUAAAAGACCCGCUCAUGUUCUCCAAACACAUAGAAAGUAAGUGUCAGCUGGUGGUGGUGCAGCCUGGUUCUGAUGACUCUCAAACUUACUACAGAGCUCUGCAGAAGAAAGCCACAGUGGUGUCUCGUAGCUGGCUCUUGGAUACCAUAUCAACCUACAGCCUCCAGAAUCCCCAGGACCAUAAACCCUGAACCCUGGCUGCUGCUGUAACUCUUUAAAUUCUCAGUGAUGCUUUAAUUGGUUCCUCUGCUAUUUUGGAAUUUCAUCUUCUGCACUUUACCUGCACAGCGUGUUCUCACUACGUGUAAUCAGAUUUAUUUAACUUUUUAAACUCUUUGUUUUUUGCUUUGCCUUUGUGGAAAAAUUGAUCAAAAACAAUCUAAAAAGUUUUGUUUUAAUGUGUUGUAAAGAAACAUUUUCAAACUUUCAAUCACAAGACAUCUGACUUUAUUCUUUCUCAUGUUUGCAAUUUAAACACUUAUUGAGAUGCCAAGCCAAAUCUGCAUUUAAUGUUUUUUUCAUUCUGUAAAAAGAGGAAAAAAGAAGUUUGGACACACCUUCUCAUUCAGUGUCUUUAUUUAUUUUAUUUUUUUCAACAUGAUAAUAAGCAUUUAGAUGCUCUUAUCUGAGAUACUGUUAACUUGUGGUUUCUAUGGCCGGUAACUGUGGUUAACUUAUCCUGGGCAACCGAGGUAAGCCUUCCUUUCCUUAGACACACUUGAUGAGAGCCAGUUUCAUUAUAAUGUUUCUGAUGGUUUUUCCGACUGUACUUCACUGUGGUUGCUGACUGACAUUCCAGAUUUGAUGGAUCUCCAGAUCUGAAUCCCAUUGAAAACCUCUAGAAUGUAAUCAAAAGAAAGAUAGGUGGUCACAAGCCAUCAAACAAAGCUGAUAUGUUUGAAUUCCUGCACCAGGAGUGGCAUAUGGUCACCCAAAAGUAGUGUGAAAGACCAAUGGAGAGCUGCAUUGAAAGCUGUGAAUAAAAAUCAGUGUUAUUCUACCAAAUACUCAUCAGCCAUCACCAUCAGCCCCACAGCAUGAUGGAACCACCAUCAAAUUUUACUGUGGGGAGCAGUAAAGUUUUCUCAACUUUAGUUUUAUCAGUCCACAGAACCUUAUUCCAAAAUGAAGCUGGCUUGUCCAAAUGUUCUUUAGCAGACUUUAAGCGACUCUGUUUGUGGCACAGAAAAAGGCUCCCAUACAGCCUCUCCUUGUGCAAAGUGCACCAUCUGCAGUAAGAUGAUGAUGUACGUGUUUGGAGGUCUGGAGGUCUGUGGGUUCACUAAGACUGUUCUCACCAUCCUUCUCCUCUGAUUAUCUGAGAUUUUUCUUGUUCUGCCACUUCAGGUUUUAACUAGAACUGUGUCUGUGGUUCUUCCAUUUCUUCACUGUGUUCCUCACAGUGGAAACUGACAGCUGAAAUCUCUGAAAUAGCUUUUUCUAUUCUUCUCCUAAACCACAAUGUUGAACAAUCUUUGUUUUCAGGUUAUUUGAGAGUUUAGUUUUGAGGCUCCCAUGUUGCCACACAUCAGAGAAGAUUAAGUCGUGCCCUGGUAUUUUAUUAAAACACUGCUGUUAGAGUAAUAUUGCUAUUUACUGCAUUUAAAAUGAUUCCAUGGUAUAAACUCACAGAAACACUGCUAUUUCACACAACUAAUGGUUACAUUGACUUCCGUCAGCUAAAGCAGCACCUGGCCUGAUUAUCUGAUUAGCCAUGAUUCAAAAUGAUACUUGUAACGUUUAAUAAAAUUUUGUCAAAGGAGGUUUAUUCCGAAUUAUACACUGCAGCUGAAUUCCUCAGGGUUGGCCUUAACAGGGCAUAUGAAAUUACUACAGGAUAGGAAUGUGAUGGACAUAGCAGCUUAAACAAGCACUGCUGAUGACAGGAGGAUAGAGAACAGACAUAUAGGGAGUCUCCAAAAAUGGGGUGGAAUGGAGUCCCCUCCUUCCUUUUUUUGUGAAUGUAAACAGAGGUCAUGCAUAUGCAGGACGCCUAAAGUAUUAAUACACUGGGGUCAGGUAAAGGCUAAAUGUAUAGGCUGCUUCCCAAAAGUAUAAAAUACUGUAUAUCGUUGCUAAACAAUGAAAAACAUGUAUUUCUAUUUUUGUCUAUUUUUAAUUUACUACAUAAUUUAAAAACACAAACUUUCCUUUACACUGUGUCAAAUAGACCAAUAGAAAUUCUCCAUAAUUACCUGAAAUAAACUUUUUACGUUGA